AUGAAGCUCAAGCUCCAAGUGGUGCUCCUCCCCGUGACCCUGGCGGAAAUCCCCACCGACAGAGUCACCUCCUACAAAAAAUUCCUACAUUUGGCCGAUCCUCAGAGCACAAUCGGUGAGGUCUGCGAUGCCUUGGUCAACCGAUACUACAAACUCUACCCUGACGCCAAACAGCUCCGGGUAGAGGGCGUGCAGGAUAACGAGCGGUGUGAUCUCGACCCGGAUUUCGCCGCCGAAGAUGUAUUUCUGUCGGGCGAUACGCUCAGAAUCUUGUGCGAGAACUUAUUGUUGGACGCUGUGGGAACGUCUACGAUCCUAGAGGGACCGAGUGAGAAUUCCCUUACACAGGCUUUGCGAAAGCGGGUAGGCCUGCCCGAUUUGGACCAUGAAGAUAGUCGCUUCUCCAAGAGAUCGCGGACGAUCUGGGGCUUGAGACUGGCCUCGACGCUGUUCGUGAAAACAGCAGACGUUUCGCGCGACCGCGCGAUGGAGAGCCCCAAUACCUCGGUCAUAUAUACCGCGACACAGGCAGAGUCGCCGACGCUUUUGCCGCCUCCCGAGGAUGAAGAUCUGCGCUCCAGAAUCAUUCCUCACAAGAGACUGUCUCCGAAGUCUACCCAAGGCAAACGCAUAACGUCUGGAAUGCUACAGCUUCCAAAUGCAGUCACAGCGCCGGCUGCACAGACUCCAUCGGGCAGCCGGGUUGCAACGUUGACGAAGGCCUCUCUGAACGAUAUACUUUCCAGCUCAAACACCACCAAUACCAAGGAUGCCUUUAGCGACAACGACGAGACUGAGAUGAGCCGAACUGCGGCUGAUUUCUCGCGUAUUGCUCGCGCUUCGGGCCCCGUAUCGUCGGACGUAGAAGAAAUAGAGAGUAUCUCCGAGAGCGAGUUCGAAACUGUCAGCGCAAACACAAAGACGGCGGCCUCCCUGAAUACUGCUCACAAUAACAAGGUCAAUCUCCCUCCUCCUCGAGCUCCCCAUGGAAUUACCCCUUCGAAGAAAGGCCCACUCCUCACACUGACUCCUGCUCCCCAGAAGACAAAACAACCUGGCUCUGUAGCUCAAGUUCUAAAGAAUGGUCAACAUUUGCUGGGCAACGGGAACACGGUGUCGUCCCAGUCAUCAAUUCAGGCUCAGACAGCGACGAAGUGGAAACCUGGGACAGGCCCAAUUCCGAAAGCUACAACUGCGGCAUCAGGAAUCCCAGGGUCGAGCAGCAUGCCCACUAUUAAUUCUACUGUGCCCAAACAGUUCUUGAAUCUUAACGUGGCUCAUUCAGAAUCAAGCCAGCCUCUCAAAAAUCCCACAGCUCCUAAUCCCCUGUUUGUGCCUAAUUCUUCAGCGGCUUUACCAAACUCCGCAAACUCUACGCACAAUAAUUCUCAUAAUCCAAUUUCUUCCAAAAUGGGAAUUAAUAAUAUAGCUUUCUCUGAUGCAAUUCCCUCCGCUUCGGCUCCUCGCCAGUCAGUAACAAAGCCAGCUAGUAGAGAUACUACACUUACAACAGAAAAUGCCUCUGCCAGACCACUGUCAAGUGACAGUGUUGCUCCCGCAAAUCAUUCGAAAGUGCAUGCCAGCCAGGCAGGAUCUGUUCCUGGAACAAAAUCUAUGGCGAGUAAAGAAACUGGCCCAAUUGCUACUGGUGAUAAUUUGGUCAGGUCCGGGCAAACUCCUGCAAGAGGAAGUACCACAGUAAGUAGAGAUUGGCCCACGAACUCCGCUCCUACGGUGCCGACGUCCAAAGAGCAACCACUGAUCUAUCCUUAUACGCCAAAUGACCAGAACCAAGCAAAGCUGGCGAACACCCCUGUUCCUAGAGUGCAUUUGGAAUUGAAUCCCAUGCGCAGUCAGCAAAAUGUCAAUUCGGCGUAUUCUCCUAACAACAAUCAAUACAUUCCUCGUCAGGCCGCCACUCCGCACAUUAAUACUCAGGUUCUCUCAAAUAACCCUCCGGCGCAACAGAAUAGCCCUGGUAUCAUAGUUACUCCUCGCAGUAACCACCUGCCAUAUUCCACCAACACACGCCUGUCUGAGCAGGUGCAAAAUUCGUCGCCACAGUUCAUCCAGUAUCAGACAGGGUAUUAUCAAUAUCAUCCUCGACCUCCUAUCGUAUUCAACAACUCUCAAAUCGGCCCUCAACAAAAUUUUCAACAAUCGCUUCCCAAAGACCAUAAUCAGCCAAUGCUGCAAUCAAAUGUUCCAUUAUAUACUACUCAAUCGAGUAGCAAUACAUCUUUUGAUCCACAACCUCCGAAACAAAGCCAUCAUGGCGAUCGCGGCAACCAAUUCACACAUCACCAACAGAAUUCACAAAACUUACUACAUCAACAUGGCAAGGUUCAGAAUGCUCAUUAUGGAAACUCGGGUGCUGCGUUUAAUGCUUCGAGAGCGAGCCAGGACAUUCAGGCUGUCCAGAAUCCCCCUAAGGGUGGCGCAACUUCUUCGAUUCAGACCAAUAAUUCAACUCUGUCUCGGCCCGCCAACAACCCUUCUGCAAUGUAUACGCCUGUGGAUGCUUCUGUGGGAAGUUACGCGGCUCAACUUGCUAGAAUGGCGAAUGCUGUAGGCACUGCUACAUCAGCGACGGCAAAAGAGGUCACCUCAACAGACAAGCAGCUGGAAACGUAUGAAGUACAAUCAAGAACAACUUCUCCUGUUACAGCCUCUGGUCCAGGGAUUCUGAUCCCGCCAACUCAGCCAAUGUCAAGUGCAAAGCUGGUUGAGAUGACAUUACAUAAAACUCAGGAUUCUGGUGCAAAAGAUGACACCACACGCCUUAUGCAUAAGAAUUUUUUUCAACUCAGUGGAAAGAAUCUCAUUUUUAGUGCUCCGCGAGCUCCUUCUGUUGAGGCAGAAGACCGGCAUUUGCAAGUCGGAGAUAAAUCAUCGUCUCUGGGGAAAAUUUCAAAUGGGGCUUUGCGCACUCAAGUUCCCUCAGGUAAUUCUGAAAAAUAUAACUCGACGCUGGUAUCAGCUGCGCCAAACACCACCUCAGAACAAAUUCGUCAGGCUAACGUAAGUAAGGACCAACAAACCAGCGCUGUUGAGGAACAGGUCACUGUUCCAAGUGUGGCAAACACGCCCGUGUCAACUGCGCCCGAGACCACCUCCGAACAUAUUGGUCAGACAAAUUUGAGUAAAAAGCAACAAGCCAGCGCUUCUGAGAAACAGGCCACUAUUCCAAGUGUGGUGAACACGACUCCCGGAGAAGCUAUCGAAACACAUUCAGAAACGACGCUUCAGAAGACCAAUAAUCGUCUCCAUACUCUGCUGAGUGAAGAGGUUCAAGCUCAAGGUGUGGUUCCCGAAGAAGUCACGGACACAUCACUUCAUGGGAAUUCUACUGAACUUGCGGACGGCAGCACGAAGAGAUCAAACGACAGAACGCCAACCCCCGCAAAACCACAAUGGGACUCUCGUCUCACUCCUGCGAAGGCAAAAAUUGGCUCUGUUUCAGGUGAAUCUCUGCGUGUAGAACACCCUCCAGCAAAUAUUACUCCACAGAAUGGGUCGCAACCUGCUAGUCGUGUAAUUCUGAACCUUACUCAACAAACCAAAAAAGACCAGGCAAAUCUUAGCAAGGAAGAGAUAAUCACUUUGUUUAAAAGCAAUAUGCGUGUAUCUAACAAGAUAAACAAGAAAUUAGCGGUUCAAGCACCCACUGGCCUCUUUGAAGAACCAGACGAUGAGAAAGAACGCAUACGUAUGGAACAUAAUUUGGCUGAAAGUGCUCAAGAGCUUGACAAUAGACGCAGAGCGGCAACUGCUGCUGCCCAAUCAACAACCGAACGGAGUUUGCGCUCAAGGGUAACAAUUGGUGGCGUUCCAAACUUCGAAAUAAAUCCUGACGCAGCUGUAGAGGAAGCACGCGAGAAAGAAAGGGAUGCCCGCGCAAAGGGACUACCAUACCCGUUCUGUGAUUUCGCAAGCAAAUCUAAAUUAUCUUCAGUUUUCAUCAAAUUGAAAAAGUUGGACGCCAGAUUAGAAAAAGAAUCUGCUGAAAGGGAGUCUACUGUAAGAGUGAAGACUGAGCCUGGAACUCCAAAACGAUCGCAUGUCGAACACCAGCCACAGGUAGCAUCACCAACUCCAUUGUUGAACCAAAGCUCCCGAGAGUCGAGCGAAGAGCCUUUGAUUUCUCUCAAUAGAAACAGAAGCAGAGGUGCCACUCAGAACGUUCCUAUCAGUGACAAUGAGUCUUCUUCUUCUUAUGGUCCAUCAACAGCCCCCACUCCUGCUGCGGAGCAAACGCCACUUGUCGAGGAAGAGGGCAAUGUUAUUGAGGAAGAACUUCAUGUUAUAGAGAAGGAAACUCAUGUUUCAGAGGAAGAAAGCCAUGUUUCAGAGGAAGAAAGUCAUGUUUCAGAGGAAGAAAGUCAUGAUUCAGAGGAAGAAAGUCAUGAUUCAGAGGAAGAACACAUUGGCAACCCCGUCCCCAGAAAACGUGCCGGCGAAGAUCUCAGUCUGUUGCCCUCCAAGAAGCUUCGCCGUCCAGCCUAUAGAAGACGUUUGGCGAAGCAGUUUGAGGAGGCAACGAUCAUUUCGUUGGGAUCUUCUGAUUCUGAGUCUGAGAAUGAAGCACAGCGAUCCCGUAUAGUCUCUGAAGAUGAAGUGCUAGGAUCCUUGACUAGGACUAGUGAAGUAAAUUCGGGUCGAAAAGAAAUCACAAGCAGUAGUAGAACCGAUUCUCUCAUUGCGAAAAAGAUCAGUUCCCCUGCAGUAAACAAAGUCAGAGCUGAACCGAUUAGUAUUCAGUCUUCAACUAUUGUGCUCGACCAGGCAAGCCAUGUUGAAUUGUCAGACAAACAAUUAAACAAAGAAAAGGCUGUUUCGAAAGAUCUCUCGAAGAAUGUGGUAACUCUGGUUUCCACAUCGACUGUGUCAGGUAUGUCUAGAAAUCUGGAAAAUGAAAUUCUUUCUGCCACAAAUGUGGUGACGAAGAAAAUUGUACCCACCCCAAGAGAAGUGGCCAAACUGAGUACCUCUCAUGAUACAGUCGCAAUGGCAAUGAAGAAUCCAAGUUCUUUGUCAACCGAUAAAGCGCCGGAGGAAGCUACAACCCAGACUUCCAUUCCCAGCCUGAAUUUUGAAUCAAACAGAAUUUCAGCAGGUGAAAAUUUGAAAACCAGCGACAAUCUGCAAAGUCUCUCAAAUGAAAAUGUCGCUGACAAGGCCUCAAACCUUGACAUUUUCGUCUCUCAGCCUUCGUCCACGAAAAUCGUGCAAGAUUCAAAGUCGGUUCCAAAGAUCGAUAUUGAAUUAAAAGACCCAAUGAAAAGCUCCAAAGAUACUGCCGAAACCGAGCAAAUUGUUGAGUCAUUGUCUUCGGAUCCCAUCAAUAAUGUUACAACUUCUACUCAUUCAACACAGCCUCAGGUAUCUUCAGAGUUGAAUUCCACUGAAAACUCUGCCAGUCUUGCAGCAGAUACCACGCAAAAUGAACUGUUACAAUCUGAAAGCUAUCUUGUAACUUCGAGAUCUCCUGAGAGUAUCGAAAAUACGCCAACCUUGCAAUCAAUCAAGCCUGGAUCUGCCAAAGAAAGUGUGCAGUUGCCGAAAAGCAAUGUUCCUAAGGCGGUAGAUCAGAAACUCGAUUCUAAAGUGCAAGAAAGUGCGAUACGGUCAGUUAAUCUGUCUGCCUCUGGAAAUCAAUCCGACACGUCUGAACUUGUGGCUGAGAAAGCAACUGAAAAACACGCUGGUCCACUGGCAAAGGUUCUUGCUCCCGAAUCAGUUCCCACACCUUCAAUGCAAACUUCAAUCCCCGCUCAACCCUCCAAACCAAAGGGAUCAACUUCCACGAGACCAGACUUUAGCACUCCCGAUUUCUCAAUUCCAAUAGUUGAUGCUCUGGUCAAAAAGAACGAUGCCAUUCUCAAAUCAUCCCAAGAGUCGUUUUCACAACAACUGGCAGAGAAAAAGUCGAAGGAAGAAGAAAAGAAAGAGAAGAAAGAGAAGAAGGAAAAGAAAGAAAAGAAAGAAAAGGCGAAGGAUAAAGAAAAGAAGGAGAAGAAAGAGAAGAAAGAAAAGAAAGAGAAGAAAGAGAAGGAAAAAAAGGAAAAGAGAGAGAAAAAGGAGAAGAAGGCGAAGAAUGAUGAAACUGGACAGACAGAAGAAGGGCAAAAAAGAGAGAAACAUAAAGAUAAACAUAAAGAUAAACAUAAGGAGAACCAUGAGGAGAGAAAGGAGAGAAAGCAAAGGGAGAAAGCCUUGAAGGAGAGAAGAGAGUCCCAAAAUAAUGAAGAAAAAGAAGCAAAUAGGGCAACUCCCAUGAAAGAUGUUUCGUCUCGGGCAUCAGAAGGCAGUGUUCUCAGUCAAAAGAACAAGAUGCAAGAUCAAUUACCCGAUCAGACGCAGACUCUAAACGUGCAGCCUACGAAGAAGAAGGAGAGCGAUGGCAAUAAUCUGAUACAACGAGCCACUAAGAACCUGCAUGAUUUGAAUGAUUUGCCAGGACUCUCUACAAAUCAAGAUAAGGAAUCAGCUCCAGCUGUAUCUGAGGUAACGAAGAAGAACGAUCGCCUGAAGUAUGUGUUCGACAUCCAGAAAACUUCGGGCAGUUUGAAGGAACCAAAGGUGCUGCAAAACAAGCUGGACCCAAAAGUCCCUUCGAAGGAUGAUUCUAUCACUGCAAAUACUGUUGGCGGAUCUGGCUCAAUUAAAUCAAAGAAGGUAUUCAACGAGCCCGAAUCUACUGUGAAGCACGCAAAUGUUCAAACAGACUCACAGAUAGAAAAGGUUAAACUGCAAGCUCAAUCUCAACUCAAAGACCCAAUUUCCGUGACAGCGUCACCGCCGAAGACUGAGAAAUUAUCUACGAAAGCUCCACCUAAGGCGACGACUCCGGCAGCGGUUCUCUCGAAGGAGAUUUCAACUCUGCCACUGCAAUCUUCUCCAGCACUUAAAAAGACUUCUCACCGCCUCUUGCCAAAAAGGCUCGCCUCAGCAAGUAAGACUGCCAAAUCUGUUGAUCCGGCUGAUCUCUUGCAAGCGCUGAAAAAUUCGCUGGGAGAAGAUCGUGCCACAACAAAGAUUACUCUGAGUUCUGAGACAUCGCAAAACGAUGAUGUGUCCAAGUCAGAUCUGCAAAAAUCGAAGGACUCUCACAGCAUCAAUUCUUCCAGCUCGGAAAAUACAAAACCGAACAAGGCUAAGAACACCAUUGAUAAGGUUAAAACUCGCACAAAUCCCAUCAAAAAACCCUCUCUUCUCUCUUUGACAUCCUUAGUUGCGAGAGGAGUUCCAGAUGUGCAAGAUAAUGUCAAACAAGCAGGAGCAACAAAACCAAUAAGCAAGCCCUCAAUCAAAGCACUCUCUUCAGAAUCUUCGUCAGAGGAUUCGGAUUCGGAUUCAGGCUCAGAUUCGGAUUCUGGUUCAAGCAGCGACGACUCUGACUCUGAAUCAAACUCUAAGUUUGUAAAUCUACAGAAUCUCAAAGGGGGCAAAGGUGGCAAAUCGAAGAAGAAAAAGAAUGCUGGAUUUUCCAGUCUCAUGAAAGAUGUCAAGAAAAAGUAA
Australozyma saopauloensis is the source of this 7521-nucleotide messenger RNA. RefSeq lists its product as uncharacterized. Bases 1 to 7521 code for a protein of 2506 amino acids. Lineage: Eukaryota; Fungi; Ascomycota; Pichiomycetes; Serinales; Metschnikowiaceae. The record is from RefSeq and is a predicted model, not a curated record. The transcript has a single exon.